Molecule: messenger RNA, 1018 nt
Organism: Chelonus insularis
Lineage: Eukaryota; Metazoa; Arthropoda; Insecta; Hymenoptera; Braconidae
Gene: AlkB
Product: alpha-ketoglutarate-dependent dioxygenase AlkB
Exons: 4
Coding region: 16-912 (298 amino acids)
Biological process (GO): oxidative RNA demethylation
Cellular component (GO): cytoplasm; nucleus
Molecular function (GO): broad specificity oxidative DNA demethylase activity; ferrous iron binding; oxidative RNA demethylase activity
Source: RefSeq, a predicted model, not a curated record
CCCACAAUUCACGACAUGUUCAAAGACUGUUUUAAAUAUUACAAAAGCCGUAAUCCACCUCCAAAUUUAGAAAAUGUACUAGAUCUUGAUAAUCCAGAUUUAAAUAAGGUUAUUAAAGUACCAAAUAAGAUUACUGAGUUGCCACCAGCUGAUUGUUUAGGACUAAAACCAAUUUCGUCAUGGAAAGUCUAUGAAUUUGUACAAAUUCCAGGAUUAAUAUUUAUAAAGAAUCCUUUUACUCCUGCUGGUCAAAGAUAUUGGAUUACUAAGUGUCUAAAAGAUUAUUCAAAAAAACCAAGUAAAUCAAAUAUAGAUGCUCAUAAUCUUUUAUUAGAUAAUGAAACGUGGUGGGAUGUCUGUACAACUGACAAAAAAAGAGCAAUCAAUUUAAUUUCAAAGUUGAGAUGGGCCACAUUGGGAUAUCACCACAAUUGGGAUACAAAACAUUAUUCAGAAGACUCUAAAUCAGAAAUCCCUUCAGACUUUGUAGAGUUAUCAAGAAUUUUAGCAAAAUCUGUUGGUUUUAUGAAUUUUAAUGCAGAAGCUGCAAUAAUAAAUUAUUAUCAAAUGAAUUCUACUCUUGCUGGACAUAUAGACCACUCCGAAAUGAAUAUGGAAGCACCACUGAUUUCUAUUAGCUUUGGUCUAACUGCUAUUUUUCUCAUUGGUGGUUACACAAUAGAAGAUCCAGCUUAUCCUAUUUUUCUCAACAGUGGAGAUGUUGUUAUAAUGUCAGGAGCUUCACGAUUAAAAUAUCAUGGUGUACCCAAGAUUUUAUCUGUAACAGAUCCAAUCUGGGAUGAUGAUUUGGAAAAGAGUCCAGAAAUUUUGAAUAAUAGUAAUGAUUGGUACAAAGCAAGACGUUUAAUUGCAGGAAUUCGUAUCAAUAUGAAUAAAUAUAUUUGUAGAUGAUGGGUGGUCAAACAACUUGUUUACGGUGAUAUGAAAAGUUCUAUAGACCUGAAAAAGUUUCUUCUAAUCUAACGUGGAAAAUAAAGAAAUCUUUAGAGCACGAAAA